CACGGGGCCCUCCGCGCAGGGUCCCAGGGUGGAGCAGGGCCGGGCGGCCGUGGGCGGGGGCGGAGCGCCGACCUGCCCCUCGGGACUGCUUCCCUGGGAGCGCAGCCCGAGGGGGAUGUGGUGGAGAGGCUCAGAGCCCGCCGUCCCCGCGUGGGACUCGAGCCACACGUGAAAUUGAGAUGUGCGGCGAGUGCAUGGAGUAUAGUAUACGCAGAAUUUGGAAGAUCUAGCUCACAAAGAAAAGUGGAAGCUCAGCACGUGCUGGCCAGUGCGCCCACUGACAGGAACCUCUGCCACUUCCGGGCCCUGGGCUGCCAGACCACCCACUCCAACCGGGAGGUGCUGCAGGGCUGCUCCCUCAUCUUCUUUGCCACCAAGCCCCAUGUCCUGCCGGCCGUCCUGGCGGAAGUGGCCCCUGUGGUCACCGCAGAGCAUAUCUUGGUGUCUGUGGCUGCCGGAGUCUCUCUAAGCACCCUGGAGGAGCUGCUGCCCCCAACUGCGCGAGUGCUGCGGGUCUCGCCCAACCUGCCCUGCGUGGUCCAGGAGGGGGCCUUGGUGAUGGCGCGGGGCCGCCAUGCCGGCAGCAGCGAGGUUGAGCUCCUGAGGACCCUGCUAGAGGCCUGCGGGCAGUGUGAGGAGGUGCCCGAAGCCCAUGUGGACGUCCACACCGGCCUCAGUGGCAGUGGUGUGGCCUUUGUGUGCACCUUUUCAGAGGCCCUGGCUGAAGGCGCCAUCAAGAUGGGCAUGCCCAGCGGCCUGGCCCACCGCAUUACUGCCCAGACCUUGCUGGGGACAGCCAAGAUGCUUCUGCAGGAGGGGCAGCACCCGGCCCAGCUGCGGACGGACGUGUGCACGCCAGGCGGCACCACCAUCUAUGGGCUGCACGCGCUGGAGCAGGGUGGGCUGCGUGCGGCCGCCAUGAGCGCUGUGGAGGCUGCCACCUGCCGGGCCAAGGAGAUCAGCCGGAAAUAGGGCACAUGGGCACAGGACUUGGCCACAGCCCUGAGUGCCGCCCCUCCCUUCCUCUCUCCCUGGCCCCUUCCGAAGACUCUGCAGGCCAGCGGAGGAGCUGCUUGAGGUCUGAGGGUGGCUGGAGGAUGGGGCCUGGCCAGCCGUGAACA
Molecule: messenger RNA, 1121 nt
Organism: Vicugna pacos (alpaca)
Lineage: Eukaryota; Metazoa; Chordata; Mammalia; Artiodactyla; Camelidae
Source: RefSeq, a predicted model, not a curated record